Molecule: messenger RNA, 6426 nt
Organism: Triplophysa rosa
Lineage: Eukaryota; Metazoa; Chordata; Actinopteri; Cypriniformes; Nemacheilidae
Gene: tulp4b
Product: TUB like protein 4b
Exons: 15
Coding region: 93-5861 (1922 amino acids)
Molecular function (GO): protein binding
Source: RefSeq, a predicted model, not a curated record
CUGCAGAAAAGCAUUCUCAGGUUCUGCUGCACAUCAUUCUGAAUAAGCAAGCAAAAUGGAGCACUCAUUUAAAGACGGAAUUCGGACUAAUAAUGUCCAGGGACUAUGAAGAGUCUGGUCAGUCAGUAGGGAUGUUGGCUGCAGUGGAACAUGGUCCCGUCCUCUGCAGCGACUCCAACAUCCUCUGCCUCUCGUGGAAAGGGAGGGUUCCCAAGAGCGAGAAGGAGAAGCCGGUGUGCAGGAGGCGUUACUAUGAGGAGGGUUGGCUGGCCACCGGGAACGCCAGAGGUGUUGUGGGUGUGACGUUCACAUCCAGUCACUGCAGAAGAGACAGAAAUACCCCACAAAGAAUCAACUUCAAUCUACGGGGUCAUAACAGCGAGGUUGUUCUUGUUCGGUGGAAUGAGCCGUUUCAGAAGCUUGCUACAUGCGAUAUGGAGGGAGGGAUAUUUGUGUGGAUCCAGUAUGAAGGAAGGUGGUCCGUUGAGCUGGUCAAUGAUAGAGGUGCACAGGUUAGUGACUUCACCUGGUCACAUGACGGCACGCAGGCGUUAAUCGCCUACAGAGACGGUUUCGUCCUGGUGGGUUCAGUGAGUGGUCAGAGACACUGGUCAUCUGAGAUCAAUUUGGAGAGCCAGAUCACCUGUGGGAUCUGGACACCAGAUGACCAACAGGUGCUGUUUGGAACAGCAGACGGACAGGUGAUAGUUAUGGACUGCCACGGCCGCAUGCUCGCCCAUGUUCUUCUGCAUGAGUCAGAUGGUAUAGUCGGCAUGUCCUGGAACUGCCCGGACUUUCUGGUGGAGAACAGCACUGAGAGCGACACAGACUCGGAUGAUCCCACCCCAGCUCAAGUGCAAAAUCUGAAACCAGUGCUCACGGUCAGCUUCAUAUCGGGAGACAUCAGUUUGAUGAACAACUUUGACGACCUUUCACCUCACAUUAUAUGCUCAGGACUGAAAGAUGUGGAGGUACAGUGGUGUUCUCAGGGAGAUCUUCUGGCAGUGGCUGGGAUGGAAAGACACGGCUUGCCUUCUGACUCAGCCUGUGCCUCCAUCAUGAGGAACGCUCUUGUCAAGUUUUACAACGUCCAAGGGGAACAUAUAUACACUUUGGAAACUCCAGCCCAAAGGCCCAUCACCACUAUCUGCUGGGGUCACCGAGACUCGCGUUUGUUUCUGGCCUGCGGUCCGGCUCUGUAUGUUGUACGAGUUGAGCACCGUGUGGCCAGUCUGCAGCUGCUCUGUCAGCAGGGCAUUGCCAGCGCUCUUAAAGAAGAAAGAGAUGUGGGGAAACUGAACAUGCCCUCCCUUCUCUGUUCCUACGUGACCACUGCAUUCAUCCCAACAAUCAAGCCGCCCAUCCCUGAUCCGAACAACAUCCGAGAUUUUGUGAGCUAUCCCACAGCGGGAAACGAACGGCUGCACUGCACUAUGAAGCGCUCAGAGGAGAAUCCAGAGGCGGGAGGACCCUGCUACACACUCUACCUGGAACACCUGGGGGGCCUGGUGCCUAUUCUCAAGGGUCGUCGCAUCAGCAAACUACGGCCAGAGUUUGUCAUUAUGGAUCCGAAAAUGGAUAGUAAAGCAGAUGAGGUUUGUGUUAAUGGGAUGAUCUCCUAUAUGACAGACAGCUGUAACUGUUCAGACUCUAGUGAUAUUGAGUUAAGUGACGAGUGGGUUGGGCGAAAGUCGCCAAAGCUUUCCAGAGGAAACAGGUCUCCUAAGCUUCCUAGGUACUCUAAACAUAUAAGAAUUAGUAUGGAAUCGAGAAAGUCUCCCAAACUUGCUCAAACAUCUCAAGAAAUGUCUAGGUCUCCUAGGUUACCAAAGAAGCCCCCAGUACGGUCUCCGAGUCUUACUCGACGAGAAUUUCCAGUUGAUGGCUUUAGUGAGCAUAAUUACUUGGCCCAGGUCACCUCUAACAUUUGGGGAACAAAGUUUAAGAUAGUUGGUCUUGCCACCUUUUUACCAGCUAACUUGGGCGCAGUUAUUUAUAAAACUAGUUUGCUGCACCUGCAACCUCGUCAGAUGACAAUCUAUUUGCCUGAGGUACGUAAAAUAUCAUUGGACUUCAUGAGUCUCCCGGUAUUCAAUCCCAAUGUGUUCAGUGAGGAUGAAGAUGAUUUGCCUGUGAUGGGACCCUCUGGAGAGUCAGCCGACAAUCCUCCAUGCACGGUCAAUAUUCCCAUUGCCCCAAUUCACAGCCCUGCUCAAGCCAUGUCACCUACACAGAGUAUAGGCCUUGUCCAGUCUCUGCUAGCCAAUCAGAACAUUCAGCUUGAUGUACUCACCAAUCCCACGGCAACCGCCGCUGCAGCAGCCGCAGCGGCGACGGCAGCAGCUGCUAGUGCAUCAGUCUCUGAGCAUAGUCAGGACACUGCAACAGCACAGUACUCGGUACCAACAAGAUACUCGAACCCUGGACAGGUAAUAUUCAGUGGACUGGAAAUUAAUAACAUCCUGAGUGGAACUCUUCCUCCACCUCCACGUCAUCUGCCGCAACAAUCUCACCAACUGCGUCAAGAUCAUCAACAAUCAAAGCAUCAACAGCAACUGCAACCACAGCAACAUCAUCUGAAAUUGCAACAUCAAUCACAGCAGCUGCAUCAACAAUCACUGCAGCAGCAACAUCAGCAGCAACUGCAAACGCAGCAACAUCAGCAGCAACUGCAAACGCAGCAACAUCAACAGCAACUGCAAACGCAGCAACAUCAACAGUCGCUGCAGCAGCAACAUCAGCAGCAACUGCAAACACAGCAACAUCAACAGUCGCUGCAGCAGCAACACCUGCAACAUCAGCAGCAACUGCAAACACAGCAACAUCAACAAUCGCUGCAGCAGCAGCACGUGCAACAUCAGCAGCAACUGCAAACACAGCAACAUCAACAAUCACUGCAGCAGCAACACGUGCAACAUCAGCAGCAACUGCAAACACAGCAACAUCAACAAUCGCUGCAGCAGCAACUGCAAACACAGCAACAUCAACAAUCGCUGCAGCAGCAACACCUGCAACAUCAACAUCAAUUGCAAACCCAACAACUGCAACAGCAGCAUCACCAACUUCAGCAGCAAGUGCAGCAAGUGCAGCAGCAUCAGCAACAAAUUCAUCAACAACAAUUCCAACAGCAGCAGCAUCAGCUGCAGCUGCAGCACGAGCAGAUGCAACAGCAGCAACAACAGAUGCAACAACAGCAGCAACAGAUUCGACAGCAAAUCCAGGAGAUGAGGCAGCAGCAGCAACAGCUUCAGCAGCAGCAUCAACAAAUACAGAUGCAACACCAACAGAUGCAACAACAGCAUCAGCAAAUGCAACAGCAGCUCAAAAUGCAGAUGUCCCUACAGCCUCCUCCUUCAGGGUAUGCGACUUUAUCCCUGCAUCAGUUACAGCUAAUGCCUCAAAUUAUGCAUCCAGACCAGCCACCAAACAGAGGAGAACAAGUCCUCACCCUAAAAGUUCCCUCAAGACCACAGUCAUUUAUUGAAAUCGACACUCUUGAGGUUCAGAUGCGCAAAGUAAACCCUCCACCACCAUAUCCAGGCACGGUGGUAUCUACUGCCGCAGCCGUCCCCACUACUGCCCCUCCGGGUCUUCUUGUUAGCAAUGAAAAUGGCAAUACGCUGUCAACAGAUCUGUGUUUAACUAAAGACGAGUUCUCUCUUCACUCAGUUAGUCUCCAAUAUCCAACUCCACUGGGCUAUGAAAGGAUCACAACUUUUGACAGCAGUGGAAAUGUGGAAGAGGUGUGUCGCCCAAGGAGACGUUUGAUACGGAACCAGAAUGCCUACGGGAUGCAAGGAAUGGGCAGUUCUGCUACGCUAAAAGUGAGUUCAUCUGAGAACAAGAAGGUCCUGUUGCCGUAUAGCUCGGCAACCCUUAGUCGCCUCUCAGUGCCUAGAUAUUCUAUACCGAGCGGAGACCCACCGCCAUAUCCCGACACGGUCAACCAGAUCAAUACAAUCAGAGGUCCCCCCCAGAGGAUUGACAGUGGUCUGAUUCAUGCCACUUUGCGUCGGGAUCGAAGAGAACCCACCUUGAAAGUUCCUCAAAUGGUGGAUGCGGUGAGGACACUGCCCACAAAAUCCAAAAUGAAUGGUUCCCUCACACUCUCCUAUCAUCCUAGGAUACCCUCGGCUUUGUAUACAUGCACUCAGUGUAGUAGUAAUAGCAGCAGCACUAGCGUAAGUGUCACUGGUGGAGGCACCAAUAGCAGUGGAAUUGCUGGAGGAACUGUGAUCCGGCAAGAGUUUCCAUCUGGCAAAGGGUCUCAACACAGCACUAUAAUCGUGCACUCCAAAAGUGCAUCGCCAUUAGCCUCCCAGUCCUCCUAUAACCUCCUGAGUCCUAUUGACAACAGUAGAGACAGAACUGUAUACGUGAACUCUGCCUUUACAGAAGACGAGACGCUAAGUCAACAGUGCCAUCUUGAAAAAUCUGUGCGCCAUUUAACACUCGGGGAUGUCAACUUGACGGUCAAACGGCCUCCACCUUACCAAUGGGACUCUCCCGCAGCAGAACAACUCUGGAUACCACAAGACCAAAAUUUAUUGGCUGUACCACCAGGACCUCAUAAGCCACCUUUUAUACUUAGCCAACCGCAUAACUUGGACAUAAAUCGUCUACCUUUUGUCCUUUCGACGAAGCCUCCAACAAAUCCAAGUUCGAUGACCCUCCCUUCACACUAUCAGUUAUCUCUUUCACCCUUCCCACCAGUGGUAGGGCAUGGUGGACCUCAACUGCAGCCUUUACAGAGUCCUGGGCACCCAUGUCCCCCCAAUGACAUGGUAGGAUCUAGCCCUUUCAGCCAACCAGACCCAACUUUAGUCCUGCCUCCAGGUUAUCCAGCGAAUCUGACAAAUCUAGGUUGUUGUACCCUUCCACCCAUGUAUCCAGGAGCCAGCUCAUGCAACAACUUACAGCUCCAUCCAAUGAGCUUACAUCCCUGGAGCACAUACAGCACUUGUCCGCCCAUGCCGGACCAUUCAGCAACACUUCCCAGUAAGACCCACCAGAUCAUGGAAAAGCCAGUACUCUCUCCCCCACCGCCUCCUCCAGCUCCUCCACCACCCCCUCCUCCACCUCCUCUUCCCCCUCCUCCUCCGCCUGUUGAACACUUGAAUCAUCAAAUCACAUCAGAGGCGGUUGCUGAAUCUGGGGAUAGCUUUCAGGAGCAGACUUCUCUAAAUGAGAGUCCGAUUCCACAAGGUGCAGAGAGGUUCAGCAAAAAGAGUCGUAAGCGUCUCGACAGUAGGGUGGAGGAGGCGAACAUGUCCGGUGUCUCUGAAGGGAAAUCAAAGAAGGAUAGUCGCACACUCUCGGAUUUCAAUUCCCUGAUCUCCAGCCCAAGGCUUGGCAAUAGGGAGAAGAAGAAACCUAAAGGGCAGAAGGAAUCACUGAACAAGGCAAAGAAACUGAGCCGGACGUCCAAUGAAUUCCAGGACAGCUCAGAGAGCGAGCCUGAACUCUUCAUCAGCGGUGAUGAGUUGAUGAACCAAAGCCAAAGCAGCAAGAAAGGAUGGAAGAGCAAACGUAAUCUGAGGACAGCAGGCGAACUGGAGGAAAUAAAGUGCCGCAAGGCCAAUGAGAGAGAGGACCGUAGUCUUGGCAGUCAGGGUUUUGUCUAUGUCAUGGCCAACAAGCAGCCAUUGUGGAACGAAGCCACCCAGGUAUACCAGCUUGACUUUGGAGGACGGGUGACACAGGAGUCGGCCAAAAACUUUCAGAUUGAGCUUGACGGACGCCAGGUAAUGCAGUUUGGCAGAAUCGAUGGCAAUGCAUACAUCCUGGAUUUUCAGUAUCCAUUCUCAGCGGUACAGGCAUUUGCUGUGGCUCUGGCUAAUGUUACUCAGAGACUUAAAUAGAAAACCUUUCUGGCAAUCUUGUCCACGAGAACCAGUGGACUUUGACAUUGAGAUUAUCGCUGAAUGCGGUUUGAUAAAAAUGACAUAACAGUUUCUGCUGCCAUUGCGUGCUGCUGUCUGUGCAAUGCCAGGUAGUAGGUCUGAGACACGUGGUCGCUUUCAGGCAGAGAAUACACAAGUCGCACAGCUGAUUAAACAAUAAAUGUAGUGCUUUAAAGUACCUUUUUGUUAACAGAGGGACAAGCUGAUUUAAGGUUCUAUGUGAAACAAGUUAUUUGCUUGUGUAUUGAUAGAAUAUGAUUUUAUUCAUGAAUUAUUGAUUUUUCAUGUAUUGUAUUAUGGUGUGAUUCAAUGCAGAGCUAAUCAUUGAAAUCUGAGAUUGAUGUUAGACUUUUUGGCUUGAUAUCCUGGGCCCUCAUUGUUUUUUCUUGUCAUUUUAUGUGGCAAAUUUAGAUUUCUUAUGUAUAAUCCUAUAUGUAAAGUGAUCUUGUUUUUAUCAUUGUUUGUCGUCAAUAACUCAAAUGCGGAUUUCACUUCCAUGAAGUGAAAUCAGAGAUAAAAUAAC